UGACUGAAAUGGCGGCUUUGUGGAUAAGGUUCCUUGUCCUAAUCGUUGCCGCAGAGGCCAGGUUCACUAGAAGAUGUAACGUCAAAGACUCCAUGACAGUUCACCCCGAAAGACCUCGGGCGGCUCCCCCCGGAUACCAUUUCAUAUCUUCAUUUACAUCACGAUUGAUGUCGAGGUUUAAAGUUAACCGAGAUGUCAACGCCUUUGCUGCGCUGUUUGACCGAAAAAUGAAAUGUCAGGAGCAGAUUCUUAUUCCUGUUGCUUGGCAUGUUCUACUGUCGUCUGAUGGAACAGGCAAUGUGAUUAUGGCAACCGUCGAUAAACAAAUGCAAGUUUUAAAUGAUGCAUAUCAAAAUGCAGGAUUUUAUUUCAAGUUG
Exaiptasia diaphana is the source of this 377-nucleotide messenger RNA. RefSeq lists its product as uncharacterized. The transcript has 3 exons. The record is from RefSeq and is a predicted model, not a curated record. The annotation marks the transcript as partial. Lineage: Eukaryota; Metazoa; Cnidaria; Anthozoa; Actiniaria; Aiptasiidae.